UUACUUAGCCAAGUCAAAAACUUAAGUUGGUAUUCACGAAGCGUCUAAGUAAAAAACUUAGCUAAGUCUGCCGUGAGAAACUAAGUCGAUUUCACCGAAUGCAAACACGUGAUCACUAAGGACUAUCCCAGCUAUUUUUAGCCUACCAGUGGAACUCUUUUCACUAAGAGAGAGAAAAACGUCAUCGGGGAAUUCCCGGACAGCGCAGACGAUAAUAAACACCGCUGCGAGCUCCAAGAUAGGCCCACGCCAUGACCGAAGACGCGAAAAAGAGACGGCCAAACUUUACCAAAGAAGAAUCGUUACUACUAGCAGAGCUGGUGGCAUCAAACAAGGUGGUGCUUGAAGGAAAGUUUGGCCCCGGCAUCACCUCCUUGAAGCGACAGGAGGCUUGGCAGAUGAUUACAGACACCCUCAAUGCAAGCUUAAUGCACAGGAGGACCAAGGAGGAGGUUGAAAAGAAAUGGAAAAACCUGAAGAGCCAGUCAAAGAAAGCCUUUUCUAAUUUCAGGCAGCAAACCAUUGCCACUGGAGGCGGUCCACCUCCCAUCCCUGUAAGUCCUGUCACAGAUGCAGUUGUAGAGGCCAUAGGGAGGGACAACAUGUCUUUGACAGGAAUAUCCAACUCCUGUGAUUCGACGGCCCUACAACUGCUUGAUGUCAUGACAUCAAGAGAGAGCGGUGAAGUUGAGGACAUGGCCAAUGUGUUCCACGUGCCAGAGAGGACUUGCCAGUGCCAGAAUCAGACUUCUAUGGAAGCAUUAAACAAAGAAAAACUUGUAUUAGAAAUUGAAUGUUUAAAAUUAAGAAAAGAGUAUCUAACAAAGAAAAUUUACAAAGUAGAAGAAUAGACUGUAAAGCUCAUGUCACGCAAGUGGGGACCGACCAUUUGAUAUUUGCUUGGGGGUAGGGGCUAGUAUUAUAUUUUGUUUCAAGAUUAGAUAGUUUUUCAGCUACAGACACAGAUAUCGCAUUAUUUAAAAAUAUGAGCUAAUUGUUUUUAGAAAAACACCUUGCAACAAUGUAUUUUUCCCACCCACCCCCGAAUAUCAAAUGGGCUGUCCCUUAGGAAAAUUUAAAUUAAUACUAAGUGCAUACUUAGAGUGCCAAAUAAUAGUAGCAGGAAAUAACUUACAUGGAAA
Molecule: messenger RNA, 1142 nt
Organism: Haliotis rufescens (red abalone)
Lineage: Eukaryota; Metazoa; Mollusca; Gastropoda; Lepetellida; Haliotidae
Exons: 4
Coding region: 252-851 (199 amino acids)
Cellular component (GO): nucleus
Source: RefSeq, a predicted model, not a curated record